Messenger RNA from Porites evermanni, 7520 nucleotides. The record is from the annotation of a GenBank genome assembly. Lineage: Eukaryota; Metazoa; Cnidaria; Anthozoa; Scleractinia; Poritidae.
AUGGCUGCCGAGAAGUGUGGGGAAAUUGUUCAAAGAAUUUCAAUUUCAUCUGGCCAAGAACUGAUGGCAGCCUUACAGGACCUCAGUGCGCUUUUCAACAGCCCUUCCUUCAGUCUUAGGGAGUUGGUGCCCCACAUCCCGGUACAUUUGCUUUUCGGGUGUUUAAGCGCUAAAAACGAAGAACAAAUUGAUGUGUGCAAAGGAAUCCUAAAGAAACUGCUGUCUUUGGAAAAAGCAGACGCAGUCAUAAUGCAGUACCACGACUUUGUCAUCGAAGGAAUGAAUCAUCCAGUGUUUGAAGUCCGUGAGCUUUGUUUGAGUGAGCUGGAAAGAUGUUCUGCCACAAUAAAUGGGCUUGAAGCUCUUCUAGACAACGUUGAUGUCCUGGUUUACACCGUUCGUGCUCUGAGCGAUGAGAACCUUUCCUGUGCAAAGUUAGCUACAAAAACUCUGGUCAACACCGCUAAACAUGAUUCAGGACUCGAACUUUUAUUUCAACACCAGAUUAAAAGUGAAUUCGAGGCCCUUCUGUUGAAAAAAGAUGUCAUUCGCUUCAGAGUAUACGAGUUGAUAGUCACUAUCCAGGCUUUGUCUGACAGAGCCUUUGAAUACUGCAAAAGGUGUGGAAUCCUGGAGAAGCUUGGAAAAGAGCUAGAUGGUGAUGAUAUGUUGCUCCGUUUAAACUGCAUUGAACUAUUAACACAGAUGGCUGAUUCAGGGAAAAAUGGUCUGAUGUUUGCUGAAGAGAUUGGUGUAGUCAAAAGGCUGUAUAACCUUUUACUAAGUGGUGAUGCUGACCCUCUGAUGUCUCUUAUGUUACCAAGUAAGUGUCUAGAAUUGAGAAUUCUCUCCAAAUAUGCCACUUUGAAAAGUACCAUAAUAUUUUUGUAAAUGAAAUUGCCGUUUGGGUAAAGCUUCAUGUAAACCUCACAUUCACAUUAUCGUUUGUGCAUGUGCAGUUAUGGCUGAUUUCCAAAAAUACUAUAGUAAUCUAUAAUGCAUAAUAAUUCUGGCCUUUUUUUUUGUUACAAUAGCACAAUUAAGGGUACAUUUUGGAGGCUUGCACUAGAACCUGUUGCUCUGUCUCUAAUUAUUUAAGAGUCCUUUAGUCCUCAUUGCCAGACUCCUCAGUGUAUUAAAAACACAAAGGCACUAGACUGUACUUAAAACCAGUGCUGAACGUUAGCACAGUUGUGUUUGUGGGCAAAUACCAGUAGGCUGAAUCGGGAAUUUUUCAGCAAAAUGAUGCAUUGUACAGUGUAUAUUCAAAAUCAUGCAGAAAAGAUAAUGCAGAAGUAGGGUUUACAUGAAGCAGUGCCCCAACAGUGAAUUCAGAAUAUUAUUAUGGUAUUUUUUGCAGCAGCCAUUAAUGCUCUCAUAACAGAUAAUCUCACGAGUGAGCUCGAUUAUUAGCCACUGUUCAAGAAAUAAUGCUUCCCUCCCCCACCUCUGGAAAGUAGUAGGACAUGUGAUCAUUGACAUUAUUUAUUGUGGCAUGCUAUUGUGUUUGGCAGCUUUUUAAGCUUAAAACCUGAAAGUACUGUACAACAAAACAACAAACAGAGUUAUAUUAAAGAAGCUGGUUUAAAUGGUGAGGUCAACCAACUGGAAUUGGAUUGUUAAUACUUUCCAGUCAGUACUUAGAGUUGUUGUCAUUCAACAUAAAAGAGAUGAUUUUGAAGGCCAUUUUUGUUGUAAUUUUACACCUAUCUUCACUCAUGCAAAGUCAAUGGAAAUACACCACUGUACCUUAAAUCAGUAGGCUCUGCUGUGAAGUUUAUUGACCAAAGUGACUGAAAGGCAAAAACUGCAACACGUGUUUGUUUUCUGAUGACAUUUCCUAUUUAACCAAAGAGGACAUAAUCAUCUUGAUCCAUACCUGGCAGGCUAACAACAAAUUAGUUUCCUUGUCAACUGUGCAGCCUGUUGAAAGCAGCCUUAAUUUUAGUCUUUGGGCUAUGGAAGGAUUUUGUUAACAGUGUUGAAAGUGUUAAAACUGGUACAGCUUCUUUAAAAAGCAGUUUGGGGUACCUUUCGUCUGUCAUGAAAGAAGAUUUGAGUUCGAAACUUCAUUAAGGUGACUCGACCCAGUUUUUUUGGGGGGGUACCAUCCUACUUUGAAGCUCUCUGGUAUCCCCACCUUUACUUUUAUCGUAAGUCUAACACAUAGAAUGGAUUACAUAUAGAUCAAUCUACAAUAUAACAUAAAAUUUUUGGCGAUCGGAGUAAAUGUCACGUGGUUAUAAUGCCACGCCCCUUUGAGGUCUGAGUCGAAAAUCUGCUGUUGCCGGCAUUUUUUCGUGAAAAUCUCUCGGCUACACAUAGUGCGCAUUAGUGCCUUGCGCUGAACAGAGUUUCACCAAAAUCGCAAAGACCCAAUUCGAGAAAUUCAGCGGUUUCCAAAUUUAGGUCAUAAUUUAUGCGAAAAUGAUAAGCAAACUUUACACGGAUUAUAUCUAAUAAACUAUGAGAUUCAUCUCUUUAUUUUGGGCAUCGUUAUAACAGAUGGGUCCUUGCAAGUCAGCAAAACGCUUUAGGGCCUUGUAAAUGCGCGCGAUUUCGAGCAAAGCAAACAUAUAGAAAUUAUAGUUUUCGCUAUUUGUUGACGUUUGUCAGCGUUUAAGAGUCCUUCUCACGAAAAAAGCAUUUUCUUAAAAAUUCGUAGUUUUUUUUCCUUCAAAUUUUUUCAGGGCCACAAUUGAUUAACUAACUACCCGGACUCUGAAUUUCAUGGUCAUUGAAAAACUGUGACAUUAUCUUCUAUAAGCCCAAACUUGAGUAAACAUUGAAGAUUUUUAGCGUUUUGGCUGAGUUUGUGCUUUGGGAGUUGUCUAUUGUUUCUAGUCUGUCAUUAUACAGCAUUCUUGUUCAGCACGCGUGCAAUGACCACGCUUGGCUGACUUCCGAAUGCUCACCGAGAUAUUCCCGUCACGAGUUGGUUUAAUUAUUGGCUUGCAUUAAACCUAUGAAAAAAUGAUAUUUUUUUAAUAGUAAGUAGAUUUAGUGUGUAGCACUUCUUGAUUUUUUUGCAAAGGCACAAGAAGCACGAGAAUUGAUUAAAAAUUGUGACUUAAACCUCUAUGUAUCACGCGAUGGCCUGUCUCACUGUACCAAAAUUAUUAUAUCUCGGUGAGCAUUCGGAAGUCAGCCAAGCGCGGUCAUUGCACGCGUGCUGAACAAGAAUGCUGUAUAAUGACAGACUAGAAACAAUAGACAACUCCCAAAGCACAAACUCAGCCAAAACGCUAAAAAUCUUCAAUGUUUACUCAAGUUUGGGCUUAUAGAAGAUAAUGUCACAGUUUUUCAAUGACCAUGAAAUUCAGAGUCCGGGUAGUUAGUUAAUCAAUUGUGGCCCUGAAAAAAUUUGAAGGAAAAAAAACUACGAAUUUUUAAGAAAAUGCUUUUUUCGUGAGAAGGACUCUUAAACGCUGACAAACGUCAACAAAUAGCGAAAACUAUAAUUUCUAUAUGUUUGCUUUGCUCGAAAUCGCGCGCAUUUACAAGGCCCUAAAGCGUUUUGCUGACUUGCAAGGACCCAUCUGUUAUAACGAUGCCCAAAAUAAAGAGAUGAAUCUCAUAGUUUAUUAGAUAUAAUCCGUGUAAAGUUUGCUUAUCAUUUUCGCAUAAAUUAUGACCUAAAUUUGGAAACCGCUGAAUUUCUCGAAUUGGGUCUUUGCGAUUUUGGUGAAACUCUGUUCAGCGCAAGGCACUAAUGCGCACUAUGUGUAGCCGAGAGAUUUUCACGAAAAAAUGCCGGCAACAGCAGAUUUUCGACUCAGACCUCAAAGGGGCGUGGCAUUAUAACCACGUGACAUUUACUCCGAUCGCCAAAAAUUUUAUGUUAUAUUGUAGAUUGAUCUAUAUGUUAUCCAUUCUAUGUGUUAGACUUACGAUAAAAGUAAAGGUGGGGAUACCAGAGAGCUUCAAAGUAGGAUGGUACCCUCACAAAAUAACUGGGUCAAGUCACCUUAAGUGAUGAAUGUUUUAUAUUGUUUACAAACUUAAAGUACCUUAUUUAUUCGAAUAAACGCCUAACCUCAAAUUAGCGCCCACCUCGAAUAAACACCUAUCCUAAAGGCAGAACGUUAACAAGCACCCAGCCUAGACUAAGCACCCACCCCCACCCCACGUCCCUCCCACUCCCAGUCAGAUUCAAAUAAGUGCCCACCCCCACCCCACCCACUUCCCCCCCACCCUCCCAAAAUUGAAUAAGUACUAAUAAGAGACUUCCAUAAGACAGAGUUUUCUUCAGAGUAUUUUACAGAAACCUUGCCUUGUUACAUCUUCAUGAUUUGUUAGUACCAUUUAUUGUUUUGUUGCAAAAUAAACAUACUACACUUGCUGAAAAUGUUCAAAAUUUAAUAAGUGCCCAGCCUCAAAUAAGCGCGUACUCUCAACGUCCAAAAAUCUAAUAAGGGCCCAGGGCGGUUAAUCAAAUAAAUACAGUAUCUUAUUUUUUUUACCCUUUAGGCAUCAUCAGGUUUUUUGGCUUUCUAGCUCAAUCCAGACCAGUGGAGGUGACAGAGCAGUACCCUGCUUUCCUACAGAAUGUUUUCUCCUUCCUGACAGCUUGUGAUCCAGCACUUAAGCUUAUUGCAAUAGAAACAGUCGGUGCUGUUUCACUGUCAGAGGCAGGCUUGAGGGUUGUCUUUGACAACACAAUCCGUAAUGACGAGGUGAUGAAAAUUUUGUGUUCAAACGUCAGAUCUUCUGAUGCCGACAUAAGAAGUAGAUCAUUAGAAGCACUGGUAUCUAUAUUUUAUUCACCCAAUGUUCCUUCUGAUGAGCUAUCGUUGCUUGCAAAGUCGCUAUUCACUGCCAUGACGUCGAAUCCACUGCAGACCCUUUUGGACCUUUCCAGACAACCUUUUGAAGAUGUCCAUUGUGCCGUGUUGAAGGUGUUUACAAGCCUUGCUAAGUACAAAUGGGCUCAAGAACACAUGACAACGUGUCCAGGUAAAAUAGCAUCUUUUACCAACCAGAGACCUGUUUCUCGAAAGGCCCGGUAACUUCUCGUAUCCGAAGGCAAAUUUUAAAAUCAACUGUUGAACAGUAGCACAGUUCCUUUCUCACAAACGGCCAAUUUUGCUUCUUAACUGAUACUUUCAUUGUAUCUAAUCUUCUUCAAAGUUUAAUAUUGAAACUUUGAUCUUGAAUGCAAACACGGCAAACAUAAACAGCUUUUCGGGCCCGAAAAGUUAUCGGGAAUUUCGAGAAACGGGCCCAAGGCAAGUUUUCAGGAAGGCAGAGUGACUUAGGCUGAGGAACUCACAAGGCAGAUUUAUGUCUUACUCUAUUCACUAGAUAGAUUUGUAAUUGUUUCUCGGUAGUCCCGAAAGUAACUUCUUGGCCUUGCUUGUAAAUAGCCUGCUCUGUGUUUUUUUUUUUCUCACGUUAUAUUUAUUUUUGUUACUUUAUGGAGGUGCUUGAAAUGUAGCGAGAGCAACAAAAUGCUUUUCUAAUGGAAACAAAAGCAACAGAGUGAACCUUUUGUAUAUUUACAGGCUGGUGCAAACCGGCCAAUACUUCUCUUCAUCUCUUCAUAUCGUAAGGAAUUGCCAUAUGAGUGGGUGGUAUAAAACAGUCAUGCUGGAGAGCAGAGAGGCAUUGGCAAAAAUGGUUAUUUCAUUUGUUUGUCUUAUCCCAGUGCGUCUCUAUAUCUCUUCCAGUAUGGCCGUUAAGUACCUUGUGAGUGUGUUUUGGUUAGAUUAACGGUCCUUUCGCCUACGAGUCGUUUCGCAAACGUCCUGUUCGCCAACGCAUUAAGUGGGUUCGCCAACGUGCUGGGUCAGUUCCCCCCCAAAAAACAAUAGCUUAAAUAACGAGUUAUAUGUACAGCACUCGUUUUUCAAUUGCAAUACUACUGUAUAACGUAAAAUACUGGUUGUCACCAGGGUGUGAUUCUGAGUUGUUCAUGCAGGAUCAAUAGUACACAACAAGGCCUAAAAAACUCGGAUUUUGAACUACCCCACUUUGAUACAGUGGCCUAUGGGAAGCAUUCGCUGCGGUACCAGGGACCUUUUAUUUGGUCGAAGGUCAGUGGUGAGCUAAGAAACUUAACAAGCCUCAAAGCAUUCAAGAAACAUAUACGCGGUGUGGACUUUUCGAGCCAUAUAGAUAAUAAUAUUAACUGCUGUGACUUGUGUAAAUCCUGAGUCACGUACAUUUGUAUAUAGUUUUCAGGUUUUAAGUAAGAUCAUUAAUUCAAAAAUCAUGUAACAGAUUAGUGCCAGCACUUAGGAGAGUGUCCCCGAUUAGCUUAUUAAAACUGUUAAGCUAAAUACAUCGACACCAAAAAAAGUUAUUCUUCUUAUUAUUAUUAAAUUGUUUCGUGCGCGAAACGACUUGACGUUAGCGAACGUGACGUUGGCGAAACGACCGGUCACCUUUGGAUAGCAUCGAGCCUUUGUUAGCACUUGCCCAACCCCAAAGGGCGUAAUAGCACAGCACAAGAAUGAUGUCAGAGUGAGUUUUGUUAUUUGUUUGUUCGUGUGGUUUUUUUUUCUUCAUUAGUGAGGAAUUCGCUAUUUUAAUUUCAAUUUUGUUUGUCUGAGUUUGGGUCUAUCUAAGUAAGUUUACGUGGUGCUACUUUAAAACGAACUUCUGAGGAAAUUUCUUUUUCUCAGGUUUCCUGGAAUACCUGAUGGACAGGAGUACAGAAACUGACAAAGCUGGCAAAGAGCAGAAGUAUGAACUUAUCGUAGCACUUUUGCGGUCUCCAUUCUCCAAGGAAACGUUUGAGAAGCCGUUUCAUUUACGACUGCGUGAAUAUGAACGCGAAGGUCCAUUCUACGUCCGAGUACAGGCCGCUGUAGCCUUCGAAGGAGCAGACUAGAACAGCUGUGCAUCGAACGCAGCUUGAAGACAUUCUUGACUUCGAUAGCUUGACUGUGAUAUUUAUACAAAUUUAUUUUAAAAAAGGUACUUAAUUUACAAGACAAAAACACUGAAAGAACUUUAAGCAAAAAUCGAUAACAAUUUUGAAAAAGAAGGUACUAGCUGCUAGAAUGAGAUCAUAUAAUGACUGUAGUACAAAGCAUUGUUAGCAGUGUUUUAAACUAAGUCUAAUAACUAUUCGAAUCAAGCAUGCUCUCCAGACCAAACGUGAUAUUUGGUUAAAAAAUCCUGCUGACGACAUUAGCAUUUAGCUACAGUUUUUAAAACUCAUCCAAAAAGUCACUCUCAUUGCUUUGUCACCAUGAUUAAGGGUGGGGUUUAACAUUAAUGCUUGAAAUCCAUAGAGAGGACAAAAAGACAAGGCUCACGAACGCCUUCAAUUAUUUCAUCUUAGUUUUAAUCCUUUAAAGAAGACGACAGACUGUUUCUUAAGCAAAUUAAAGAGUUGUUCAAAGUAUGUAAGGUUGCCCUUUUUGAUUAUUCACAAAAUACGAAAAUGAGUUUCUCAGAAAGAACACAAUCUAACCCGACUUAACAAUCUGACUUAAUAAACACUGAAUCUAUAUUUUUUCAAAAAGGUGUUUAUACUUUUAUACUACUACAUAAGAAAUUUCUGCAAUUUG